Molecule: messenger RNA, 3250 nt
Organism: Punica granatum (pomegranate)
Lineage: Eukaryota; Viridiplantae; Streptophyta; Magnoliopsida; Myrtales; Lythraceae
Source: RefSeq, a predicted model, not a curated record
CUGGUGUGGCUAAUCUGUUAUUUACAGCUAACCAGCCCAUGACACUGUGCCUUAGAAUUACGGGAGAACUCCAAAUGAGUUUAUACCAAGGCACGUCACGCCACAGCUCCGUUGCCUCAAAACAUGCCAUGCACUGGCUACUGUAAAUGUACCCUUCUUCUUCUUCUCAGCCAACCAAACCACCUUAUCUGAAUGUCUCUGCAGACAAAUUGGUCUUCAUAAUAAGGUCUCGAAUCUCCUGCCUCCUCUUAUCUCUGCAGCUUCUUUUGUAACCAUCUUGCAUCUUCCAAAACUUCAGCAACAGUUGAGUAUAAGGGAAUUCCAAACCUUUGACCUCUUGUUGGUUUUCUGAAUAAGGGGACAACCAGUGCUCCCAGUUAAUUAUCAAACCAGAACCAUAGUUUGCUUCCCAUACCCAAGUUCAUGUCUAAUGGGUGGAUAGGCCAAAUUUCUUAGCUUUAAAAGCUUCCUCCAUGCAUAAGAGCGGGGGUUAGGCAUCCCUUAAUCAAGUACUCACUGGCCCAGGCAAUCCAUAAAGAGCCUGCCCUACUUAGCAAGAGCCAAAGCAACUUCAGAUUGCAUGCAAAAUUCCAUGAACUUGAGUAUUCAUUUUAAUUUAUUUAUAUGGUAAGGGACGUCAGAGUUCGUGGAAUCACCAGAAUUGAACUAUCAUGGGCUAAUUUGAAACUGAUCAGAUAGUUUUGGUAGAACUCCGCAAUUAUCUCACAAAAUGAUGCUACAUAGCGCAUAACUCAAUACUUCUUCCCACGUGGACUUGGCGGCGUUGACUUGACGAAAAAAGUCAUCGUCCUCGUCGCGGAGCCGCGGACGCCUCCAUGAGGGAUGGCCAAGACCUCCAUUGAUGCACCCUCUCCGCCUCCUCCUCGGCCGCAAUUCGCCGCUCUUCUUCCUCCUCAACCUCCUCCGCUCUCUCUUCCGAUUCGUGAUGUCUCAGCUCCUCAAACCACUCGCUGAAGAACCGGCGCGGGCGCCGGAAUCCUCUGAGGCCAACCCCACCGAGUUCGACCCACUAGCUCCCUCGGUCCCCGUCUCGUAUCCAAUUAGAACCCUCGAGUCCCUCUCCUCUCGCUCCUUCUUCUCCUCCUUCCACUUCCCCUUCAACAGAGCUUCCGUCCCACUCCUUCAGCAGAGCCCCAAUCUGCCCGACCGGCCCAGGGUUUUGGUCUGCCAUGAUAUGCAGGGCGGCUACAGCGACGACCGGUGGGUACAGGGAGGGAAGAACGGCGGAGGCUACGCCAUCUGGCACUGGUACUUGAUGGACAUUUUCGUGUAUUUCUCGCACGAUCUAGUCACUAUUCCACCUCCUUGCUGGACUAACACUGCCCACAGACACGGCGUUCGGGUGCUGGGGACUUUCCUCACAGAAUGGGAUGAGGGGCGACUUACUUGCGAUAAGUUGCUGUUGACAAAGGAGUCUGCUGAAAUGUAUGCCGAGCGCUUGACGGAGCUUGCAGUUGAAUUGGGCUUUGAUGGAUGGCUGAUUAAUAUCGAGGUCAAACUGAAGAAAGAGCAAAUCCCCAAUAUGAUGCACUUUGUUAGUCAUCUGACCCAAACUAUGCACUCCUCCAAGCCUGGAUCUUUAGUGAUCUGGUAUGAUAGUGUUACCACUGCGGGCCAUUUGGAUUGGCAAGAUCAGCUCACUGAUAAAAAUCGGCCAUUCUUUGAUAUCUGCGAUGGCAUCUUCAUGAAUUACACGUGGAAGGAAAACUAUCCAAGGCUUUCAGCUGCUGUUGCAGGUGAUAGGAAGUAUGAUGUUUACAUGGGCAUUGAUGUCUUUGGAAGGGGCUCUUAUGGUGGCGGGCAGUGGAAUAUAAAUGUUGCACUUGAUGUACUCAAGAAGGAAGAGGUAUCAGCUGCCAUAUUUGCUCCGGGAUGGGUCCAUGAAACUAAUCAACCUCCUGAUUUUACAACUGCUCAGAAUCGAUGGUGGGCCCUCAUCGAGAAGUCCUGGGGAGUACAACAAAAAUAUCCAAAGUCACUUCCUUUUUACACUAAUUUUGAUCAGGGUCGUGGUUAUCAUUACUACUUCAGCGGAGAAAACAUUUCCUCUGCUUCUUGGUACAACUUAUCUUGUCAAGGUUUUCAGCCUUUCCUUGAGCUCAAGUCCGAUGGUUCGCCUGAUUCUAUCGAAGUACUCAUUGAUCUCAAGGGAGCAUCGUAUAGUGGUGGUGGAAACCUUACCUUCAGAGGAACCCUGGAAGAUGAUGAUUAUUUCUUGGCAAAGCUCUUCGAGGGAGAUCUCCUAAUGGGCAAGUCACCUGUCCAUUUUGCUUUCUCGGUGAAAUCAGAGGUGAAUUCUUUGGUGGGUCUCUCUCUAGAGUUCUCUUCAACAACAGACAAGCAAACCGCAAUACUUCUCGCAUCAAACGAGAAUGUUUUAGGCUCUAUGAACCAGUUCUCAGCCAAAUUCAAUAAGGUGAUUGCUCCUUUCCGAGUUGCAGUGCUUCAAAGUGCGCCUGAAUGGAUCAUAACAGAAGGUAGCAUUGAAAUGAGCGGAUACACCCUAAGAAGAAUCAAUGCCAUCUGCUACAGAUCGUUGGGGAGAAACUCUAACAAUGACUCGUCCCACAAAUUCUCUGCUGUACUUGGUCAUAUAUCCAUCAAAUCCUCUGAGUCCAGCUCGUAUCUCCCACCUUCUAAUUCAUGGCUGGUGGAGACCAAGCACGUAAAGUGGAGUUCGGGCCCUUCUGAUGGAUUCAAGUCCCUCAGCGUUUUGAUCACUUGGAAACUGAAAGAGGGCAGUGGUGAUGAACCUAGGGGCUCGAAGAACUUCAACAUCUAUGUGGAGAGAGAAAAUGAAGAGGUGCCAGGAAGUAUAAGGACCGUUCGGGAAUUUCUUGGAGUGGCUCAGGUUGGAGCUUUUUAUGUUUCCGACCUUGAUGUGCACUGUGGCGUUUUGAGUCUGAGGUUUAUCGUUCAGGUGUGUGGGGAUGAUGGGGCUUGCCUCGAGUUGGAGUCUCCAUGGUUAUCUAGCUAGCUAAACAUUUUAUUUCCCUUAGACUUCCUGAUAUCUUCUGCAGUUUGAGCGAUCGAUACAUUUUAUUUCCCUCAGACUUCCAGGGUAAUUGUAGGGAAGCCCUUAGUGAUGAUUUGGAAAGAAACAUUCGAACCAGUAUUACUGAUCGAUUGUGUUCUAUGUACUCGGAUUUGGCAUCUCUAUGUCAAGACCAUACAAAGCUCAUGAUAUGCCGAAUAAUCAAUCUCCUGAACGAUGCGCAAUUGUUGUUUA